ACGUUGAGGCGCCAUGAUGGACGUCAGGGUCACGAGAAACUGGCUUUUAUUUCCCGAGUUGCUCUUGCCUUCAUAGCCAAAGCUUCUAUUUGAUCAAGUUGAGCUAACUUGUCUAGCCAGCUUGUAGCUAACUUGUCUAGCUAGCUUGUAGCUAGCUUAGAAACCGACCCAAAACUGCUGUCGUCAUCAAAUUGACGUCUUUCCCUGAAUUCACUCCACAUGACUCCUUAUGCCACAAACAGUGUUUCCAGAUGCUAACUGGUUUUCUGUGUACAUGCUAGGCUACAUGAUGGGAUCGCCUCACAGCAGCAGCCAUGUUGUCCUGAAGCGGAGGGGUCGACACAAACAGGACACUCUGACCCAACCGGACCAUUCAAAGUCGGUUCUGGUGUCCAGAAAUGAGACAGGGUUCUGGAGCCGUCCUCGCUGUGGAGUCCCAGACUACUCCAGAGUAACACCAGUAACACCAGUAACACUGCCCAACGGGUCAAAGCUCCUGAAGAGGAGCAGAAAGGAACGCGGCAAAAGAUUUGCUCUGUUUGGAGGACGCUGGGACAAAAGCGACCUCACCUACCGGAUCGUUCGUUUUCCCUGGCAGAUGAGUGAAGACAAAGUUCGGCGCAUCCUGGAGGAGGCCUUUGGGGUUUGGGGUGCGGUCACUCCUCUGACCUUCAGAGAGGUCAUCAGCGAGCGAGCGGACAUCAUCAUUGACUUCAACAGGUACCGGCAUGGUGACGACCUCCCGUUCGACGGUCCCGGAGGAAUUCUGGCCCACGCUUUUUUCCCUCGCACACUGAAAGAAGGAGAAGUCCACUUUGACUACGACGAACACUGGACGGUCGGCAACGGCGUCGGUACCGACCUGCUGCAGGUGGCAGCCCAUGAGUUCGGCCAUGUUCUGGGCCUGCAGCACUCUCUGGAGCCCGAUGCGGUCAUGUGUCCCUUCUACAGCGACUCCUACCCUCUGAAGCUCAGUGAGGACGAUAAGAAGGGCAUCCAGUAUCUAUACGGAGCGCCGCGGUACACGCCUGACGUAACCGAGACCAACGAGAUCGAACCUGAACUGCCGGACGCCUGCAGGACAAGCUUUGAUGCCGUGUCCAUGAUCAGGGGAGAGCUCUUCUUCUUCAGGUCUCAAUAUGUUUGGCGAAUCCGUGACCGGCGUCUGCAAGGCGGCUACCCGGCCUUGUCUUCGCGCCACUGGAGCGGUAUUCCUGACUACAUCGACGCAGCUUAUGAAGACAAGUCUGGGAACAUCUGGUUCUUCCAAGGCAACAACUACUGGGUGUUUGACGCUGGGCGGAGGAUUUCUGGGCCGGACUCCCUGCAGCGGCUCGGCCUUCCUGUCACCGACAUCCAGGCGGCUCUGCGGUGGGAGGACGGCGGCUCGGAGAAGGUCUACCUCUUCAAGUCUUCGUUCUACUGGUCCUUCAGCGUCCAGGAGAACCGCGUCGGUGACCUCCAUCCGCGCAGCACGCACGAGUGGGCGGGACUUCCUGGACACGUCGACGCCGCCUUUCUGGACAGCUACGGUUACGCCAACUUCCUGAGCGGGCUGUACUACUGGAAGUUGGACCCGGUGGCGCUGAAGGUGCUGGACGGAUACCCGCGCAGAAUCGGGACGGAUUUCUUCGGCUGCUCCGAAUCUGCAUAAAUACAUAAACUAAUCUGUAAACUGAGAAUAAUCUGCUGAGAUAUUGUCUUUUCAUUAGGAUGUAAACUCCUCACCUCCGGUAAAACAGGAAUCAGUCCCUCCCAGCUGCAGCCGGGUCCGGUUCUGAUCCGGUCCAGUUGUCCUGGUGCGAGGAGCCACAAUGGUCGCUAAGUUUGAUUAUUAAAGGUGCUAUUUCAGGUCAGACCUCAGGCCCGGCAGAUGGUAGAGCUACAGACCUAGAUCAGUUCUCACUCCUUCCCUCACAUCUAGGCUUGAUGUUCCUCCAGCUUUCACAGGAAGUUAAUUGUUUGUUUUCAUAUUUAAAGUGUCUGAUCAGUGCAGGACGCUGAUGAUUCCUCUGACCAGUAAAACAUACUGGUGCUAAACCAGUUCUGGUGACUUUACUGCUUUAAACUGUAACAGAAAAACAUGAACUGGUCAAAACAAGAACACCAAUCAGACCGAGGAUGUUUCCCUCCUGAUGGUCCGGUCGACCCGGUUCUACUGGAACCAGAAUAUCUGCCGAACAGUCAAACCAACCUGUUCCCCUCCUGGCCUGUGGGGGCGCUGCACCAACAACCACUGAAGGAAACCACACAAAAUGAUGGAGUUUUUGACAGAGUGGACGGACCUGCAGGUGGGAAACAUCCUCACUGCGUUUUAAAACCACGUGGUUCUCUCAGGGGUCCAAUGUGUGGCGCCGGGGCCAUCUGUGGCCCUUAGAGAGAUACUGUCUGGACUUUGGACCAGAAUUCAGGUCCAGACGGUUGAAGCAGAUUAGCACGGCCUUUAGAAAAUAUACAAACAAAUUAAAUCUAAAAUGUAAAGCAAAGUUUCCUCUGUUUUGUUUUUAGUUUCCAUCUGAAGUUACCUAAAUUCAAAAAAUAAAAACAUUGACUUCAACAACUAGGAUAUUUUGAGGCCAAUCAGAUUUUAUUUAAAGGCAUCAGAGUCAGAAUUUUAACUCGAUUUAUGAGAAAUUAAAAUAAUUUUCUUUGGUUCAGUUUUGCUCCACUUUGUGUUUUUCUGCCACAUCAAAUUUUAUUAAAACACAUGAAAAUCCUGAUGUGAUGAGAUGUGGGAAAGAUCUACAACUCAUGUAGAUCUAUAGAGCUAUAGAUCUUUCUGAAAGAGACAAAAUAAUACAUUUAAAGCUGAAAAUUUUAAACAAUCUCAUCAAAUUGAAAAUGUUUUGACUUUUCAAAAUGAAUCAUUUCACACAUCAGGAUUAAUCAGAUCGGUUCUGAUCAGGUUCUGAUCGGGUUCUAUGAUGUUUCAACAUGUUUCUCUUUAUAUUUGUUUUAUUGUUUUGUUUUUUAAAUAAAAAAUGAUAA
Gambusia affinis (western mosquitofish) is the source of this 2988-nucleotide messenger RNA. Its product is annotated as stromelysin-3-like. The record is from RefSeq and is a predicted model, not a curated record. Gene Ontology annotation, cellular component: extracellular matrix. The transcript is spliced from 8 exons. NCBI's taxonomy places the organism in Eukaryota, Metazoa, Chordata, Actinopteri, Cyprinodontiformes, Poeciliidae. Gene Ontology annotation, biological process: collagen catabolic process; extracellular matrix organization; proteolysis. Gene Ontology annotation, molecular function: metalloendopeptidase activity; zinc ion binding. The coding region runs from base 230 to 1654 and encodes 474 amino acids.